Messenger RNA from Herpailurus yagouaroundi (jaguarundi), 2684 nucleotides. It is a transcript of the gene COQ8A, whose product is annotated as coenzyme Q8A. Lineage: Eukaryota; Metazoa; Chordata; Mammalia; Carnivora; Felidae. The record is from RefSeq and is a predicted model, not a curated record. The transcript has 14 exons. Bases 114 to 2036 code for a protein of 640 amino acids. Gene Ontology annotation, biological process: ubiquinone biosynthetic process.
CGAGUAGGUAAACAGAUCCGGGGCGCGUGCGGCGCCGGCGCUGCGGCGGGCGAGCGCGUGGAGGCGGCGCGAAGGUGACCGCGGGGCCCCGCUUCCUGCCGCCGGCCCUGAGGAUGACUGCCAUGUUGGGGGACGCCAUCAUGCUGGUCAGAGGCCUUGCCAAGCUGGCCCAGGCGGCCGUGGAAACCCACCUGCAGCACCUGGGCCUCGGCGGGGAGCUGGUCCUGGUGGCCAGGGCCCUGCAGUCCACUGCCACGGAGCAGAUCGGCCUGGUCCUGGGCAAGGUGCAGGGUCAGGAUCGGCGUGAAGAGCCAUAUGCCGAGGGCUUCGAUGACCCGGAAGCAGAGUUCUCUGGGCCUCAGACCGCAGGGGCCCCCACGGAUUUCUCUGCGGCCUCCUCCCCUGACCGGUCGCCGCCUCCACCCUGGGACCAGGCCGGCAGUGAGGGCCCAGCUCCUGCCUACGUUGCCAGCGGACCCUUUAGGGAAGCCGGGCUCCCGGGCCAGGUUGCCUCCCCUCUGGGCACGGUGACCGGGAGGCUCUUUGGAGACCCCAGAGACCCACUCUCUGCCACAGGCCUUCGGCGAAGGUUCUUCCACCAGGACCAGUCCCCCAUGGGGGGCCUCACCGCCGAGGACAUUGAGAAGGCCCGGCAGGCCAAGGCUCGCCCCGAGAGCAAGCCCCACAAGCAGAUGCUCAGCGAGCGGGCUCGGGAGCGGAAGGUGCCAGUUACACGGAUCGGGCGGCUGGCCAACUUUGGAGGUCUGGCCGUGGGUCUAGGCUUCGGGGCGCUGGCCGAGGUGGCCAAGAAGAGCCUCCGCCCAGGGGACCCUCCAGGGAAGAAGGCCGUGCUGGACUCCAGCCCCUUCCUGUCCGAGGCGAACGCGGAGCGCAUCGUCCGCACGCUGUGCAAGGUGCGCGGGGCGGCGCUCAAGCUGGGCCAGAUGCUGAGUAUCCAGGACGACGCUUUCAUCAACCCCCAUCUGGCCAAGAUCUUCGAGCGGGUGAGGCAGAGCGCGGACUUCAUGCCGCUGAAGCAGAUGAUGAAGACCCUCAACGGUGACCUGGGCCCUGGCUGGCGGGACAAGCUGGAGUACUUUGAGGAGCGGCCCUUCGCGGCCGCGUCCAUCGGGCAGGUGCACCUGGCUCGCAUGAAGGGCGGCCGCGAGGUGGCCAUGAAGAUCCAGUACCCGGGUGUGGCCCAGAGCAUCAACAGUGACGUCAACAACCUUAUGGCCGUGCUGAACAUGAGCAACAUGCUUCCUGAAGGCCUGUUCCCCGAGCACCUGAUCGAUGUGCUGAGGCGGGAGCUGGCCCUGGAGUGUGACUACCAGCGGGAGGCGGCCUGUGCCCGCAAGUUCAGGGAGCUGCUGAAGGACCACCCCUUCUUCUACGUGCCUGAGAUCGUGGACGAGCUCUGUAGCCCCCACGUGCUGACCACGGAGCUGGUGUCCGGUUUCCCCCUGGACCAGGCGGAGGGGCUGAGCCAGGAGAUCCGGAACGAGAUCUGCUACAACAUCCUGGUCCUGUGCCUGCGGGAGCUGUUCGAGUUCCACUUCAUGCAGACGGACCCCAACUGGUCCAACUUUUUCUAUGACCCUCAGCAGCACAAGGUGAGCCCCCCGGAGCUCCCCGCUGUCGGUCCCUGGUGUGCGUCCCCCCAGAUCAUCAGGGCAGCCGCCGACAGGGACAGGGAGGCGGUGCUGAAGAAAUCCAUAGAGAUGAAGUUCCUCACAGGCUACGAGGUCAAGGCCAUGGAGGACGCCCAUCUGGACGCCAUCCUGAUCCUGGGGGAAGCCUUCGCCUCGGAGGGGCCCUUUGACUUCGGCACGCAGAGCACCACCGAGAAGAUCCACAACCUGAUCCCCAUCAUGCUGAAGCACCGCCUCGUCCCGCCCCCCGAGGAGACCUACUCCCUGCACAGGAAGAUGGGGGGCUCCUUCCUCAUCUGCUCCAAGCUCAAGGCCCGCUUCCCCUGCAAGGCCAUGUUCGAGGAGGCCUACAGCAACUACCGCCGGCGGCAGGCCGAGCAGUAGCGGGGCGAGGCGGGGGGACUGGGGCGUCCACGCGGGCGGCUCCGGAGAGGCCGCUGCUUCUAGGCGGUUCCGACCGCUAAGAGGGCGCGGGGCCCGGCCGCGCCGCCAGUCUGUGCGUGCGUGUGGAGCCUCUGAAGCAGGUAAAGAUAAGACGGCCUUCUCUCCUUUUUUCCCUUUCGGGCCCGGGGAUGUUCCUGAUGGAAUGUUCGCCGGAAGGUGAGCGCGUUCCCCGGGAACCUCUGCCGCCAGAAAUACCGAGGAGCCCCCGGAUUUUUACUGACCGUGAAGCCUAAGGCUCGUGUGUGUGCUUCUAGAAUGAGAUUUGUGUUUUCUGCCCUUCCCUCCAGCCUGUGCUCUGAGCAGGCCCUGCCCGCUCCCUGGCUGGUCUGUAUACUCCCGACGCGUGGAAGUUUCCGCAGAACUGACGCGGCCCGCGACGGGUGGGAGCGAUCCCGCCCUGGUCUCUGUGUGGGAAGUUGGUGUGGGGCCCCCCCUUCCCCCUCCAGGCCCCAGGGCUUUUGUGGAGGAGACGGAGGUGCAGAUGGCGCCUGCUUAGAGCUGGGGGGUCGUUACAGGCUGUUAAUUUUUGUACAAUUCUUGUAAUGGUCAGAUUUGUUUCAAUAUUAAAAAGAACACCGAAACUCACCA